Messenger RNA from Guyanagaster necrorhizus, 5135 nucleotides. RefSeq names its product phospholipid-translocating P-type ATPase. The coding region runs from base 1 to 4935 and encodes 1644 amino acids. Gene Ontology annotation, biological process: phospholipid translocation. Gene Ontology annotation, molecular function: ATP hydrolysis activity; ATPase-coupled intramembrane lipid carrier activity; magnesium ion binding. The transcript has 14 exons. NCBI's taxonomy places the organism in Eukaryota, Fungi, Basidiomycota, Agaricomycetes, Agaricales, Physalacriaceae. The record is from RefSeq and is a predicted model, not a curated record. Gene Ontology annotation, cellular component: plasma membrane.
AUGGGUGACCCUCAUUUUCUUCUAUUCGUCCUCGUUUUCCGUGCUGGUUCUCGGUGUACCAGGGCGAGUACAUACGCAGGUAUUGCUGACUCUAAAUUCGCGUCAAACCUUAGCAAAUUGCCGCACGGAGGCUACCAUAUGUCUUUCCUCCGGCGUUCUAAUCAGCAAGAAUCCGAAUACGACGAAGAAAACGACGAGACUAUUGAUCCAGAACUACGCCUUCGAACCUUCCGGACUGCAGCGUCGGCAAUAGCAGAGUCGAUACGGUCGGAACAGAGAGCUGAGAAGAGGAGGAAGAGGAAACGGUCCAGGUUCUUUCGGAAGACUGCUGAGAAGAAAAAGCCUGAGCCGACAUCUGUCGACGUCGCGCCUUCAACAGAGGUACUCGGCGAGCGGAGGAAUGUCUAUGUAAAUUAUCCUUUGGGAGUGCUGGAAGUCGAUGUUCGCGGGGAACCUAUUGCUCGCUAUGAGAGAAACAAGGUCCGAACUACCAAAUAUACCAUUCUAACUUUUAUUCCCAAGAAUCUAUACGAGCAAUUUAGGCGGGUAGCAAACCUAUUUUUCCUUACCCUUGUCGUGCUUCAACUUUUCUCUGUGUUUGACGCAGCAUCGGGCGCCAUCUCGGUCCUACCCCUUGCAUUUAUUCUCACCGUCACCGCCAUUAAGGAUGCUGUCGAAGACUAUCGCCGUGCAACUCUCGAUGAAGAGGUGAACACGUCGGCGGCAACAAAAUUAGGCUCGUGGCGUAAUGUCAACCAACCGACAGACCCCCGGCCCUGGUUCGAAAAGAUGCUGGGUAUCAAUCCACCGGGGAAGGUUACUAAAGGCGUACGCAAACUUCGUGACCGAGAGGCUAACGAGGCUGGCCAUGGCGUUCGUGUCAUGCUCAGCAAAACCAGCGAUACCUCCACCGUCCUUUCGCAUGAUGAUCCGUCCACCACGAGUUUUGAUCUUGAUCAUGCACGCUCAAGUUCUGGUCGGCAGUUGGAUGAUAUCCAGAGCGUCGAUUCCCAUAGUUACCCUCCGGACGCAUCAUCGCUUUCUGAUACAUCAACGCAGCGUAAUUCUACCACGGAAUUCCGGCAAUUCAAGCAGCAUGAUGGCUCCCAAUCUACGCUAGGCGUAAUUGAUUGGAAGCGGCGAACUGGAGGUUCUGCCCGGUGGGAGAGGACGUUAUGGAAGAAGCUGGAAGUUGGAGACAUUGUUCUUCUACGGGAGAACGACCAGGUUCCUGCUGACAUUGUCGUUCUCUCGACAUCAGAUCCUGAUGGCAUGUGUUAUUUGGAGACAAAGAACUUGGACGGUGAAACUAAUCUAAAGCCUCGGAAAUCCAUCAAAGCCACUUCGUCCAUUGCCUCUGAAGACGAUAUCGAGCGGUCGUCAUUUUGUCUUGACUCAGAACCACCACACCAGAACCUCUAUCUUUACCAUGGUGUUCUUCGCUACAAGGAUACUCUCACGGGCGAAAAGAGGCAAGAGCCGGUCACGAUCAAUGAAAUGAUCCUUCGUGGAUGUGCAAUCCGUAAUACGACUUGGAUCAUUGGGCUAGUCAUUUUUACAGGCGCAGAUACCAAGAUCAUGUUGAACGGAGGCGCUACGCCGUCGAAACGUUCUAAAAUAGAGAAGGAGACCAAUUUUAACGUUAUCGUCAACUUCGGUGUUCUGGUAUUCAUGUGCACCAUUGCGGCUAUUUUCAAUGGUGUACAGGAUGCGCAAACAGGCACCAGCGCAGAGUUUUUCGAAAUUGAUUCGGAGGCGACAGACUCGUCAAUCUUGAACGCCAUAAUAACAUUUGUGUCAUGUCUCAUCGCUUUCCAAAACAUUGUACCUAUAUCAUUGUACAUUUCUAUCGAAAUCGUCAAGACUAUACAGGCCUACUUCAUUUCCCAGGACGUGGAUAUGUACUACCAACCUUACGACACACCUUGCGUUCCUAAAACAUGGAACAUCUCCGAUGACUUGGGGCAGAUCGAGUACGUGUUUUCCGACAAGACCGGUACGCUCACGCAAAACGUCAUGGAAUUCCAGAAGUGCUCGGUCCAUGGUAUCGCAUAUGGAGAAGGUGUGACGGAGGCGCAGCGUGGUGCUGCAACCCGAGAAGGCAAUGCAGACUCUCUUGAUCCCCGUGACUUGACGGAGAAACUCGCAGCGCUCAAGCAGCAAAUGCUGAGUGUUAUGGAACGCACCUUUAAGAACCGGUACCUCCAACCGGACAAGCUGACUCUGGUGUCACCUAAACUCGCGCAGAAUUUGGCGGACCGUUCGUCUGAACAACGGGGUCACAUCAUCGCCUUCUUCCGAGCGCUCGCUUUGUGUCACACAGUCCUUUCCGACAAACCCGAGCCCCAGGAGUUACCGUAUCACUUGGAUUACAAGGCUGAAUCGCCGGACGAGGCCGCGUUGGUGGCUGCCGCGCGCGACGUUGGGUUCCCCUUUGUCAAGAAAUCGAAGGAUACUUUUGACAUAGAAGUCAUGGGCCAGUCGGAGAAGUACACGCUUUUAAAGGUCCUCGAGUUCAACAGCACGAGGAAACGAAUGAGUACGAGGGCGGAUAGUGUUAUUUACGCACGCCUUGCACAAGACCAUGACCCCGUGCUGAAGGAACAGACGAGCAAGGACAUGGAGAUGUUUGCUAACAAUGGACUCCGGACGUUGUGUAUCACAUACCGCUGGCUCACCGAGGAGGAGUAUUUGACAUGGUCUAGAACGUAUGACGUUGCCACUAAUGCCAUUGAAAACCGGGACGAGGAGAUUGAUAAAGCGAACGAACUUAUCGAGCACUCGCUGCAAAUACUUGGAGCUACCGCUCUGGAAGAUAAGUUACAAGAAGGUGUCCCAGAGGCCAUCGAGACCUUGCAUCGCGCCGGGAUCAAGCUGUGGAUUUUGACAGGGGACAAACUUCAGACCGCGAUUGAAAUCGGUUAUAGUUGCAAUCUCCUCAAAAAUGACAUGGACCUGAUGAUUCUUUCUGCCGAUUCACACGAACAGGCGCGCUCGCAGAUAGAGGCUGGUCUCAAUAAAAUAGCAUCUGUUUUAGGUCCGCCAUCAUUUGAUCCUCGGAAGCGGGGUUUCUUUCCUGGGUCGAAGGCAUCGUUUGCUGUCGUGAUCGACGGGGACACUCUUCGAUACGCGCUAACUCCGGAGCUUAAGCCUUUGUUCCUUAACCUCGGUACACAGUGUGAAACUGUUGUUUGCUGUCGUGUUUCUCCUGCGCAGAAGGCGUUGACCGUAAAACUGGUCAAAGAAGGACGCAAUGCUAUGACGCUAUCCAUCGGUGAUGGUGCUAACGAUGUUGCCAUGAUUCAAGAAGCGAAUAUUGGUUGCGGACUGUUCGGUCUAGAGGGUUCUCAGGCAGCUAUGUCGGCCGACUAUGCUUUUGGGCAGUUCCGAUUUUUGACGAAGCUGUUGAUUGUUCAUGGUCGUUGGUCGUAUCAGCGCGUGGCAGACAUGCACAGCAACUUUUUUUACAAGAACGUCAUCUGGACCUUUGCUCUGUUUUGGUAUCUGCCCUUCAAUAAUUUCUAUGGGACAUAUCUGUAUCAGUACACGUUUAUCUUGCUCUACAAUCUUGUAUUCACAUCGCUUCCCGUUAUUAUCCUUGGAGCAUUCGACCAGGACAUCAACGCCCAGGCUGCACUCGCUUUCCCGCAGCUCUAUGUUCGGGGAAUCCGCGGCUUGGAGUACACCCGGGCCAAAUUCUGGAUCUACAUGUUAGAUGGUUUGUAUCAAUCUGCGGUUGUGUUCUUCAUGGCGUACUUGGUUUGGACGCUUGGUCUCUCGGUGUCGUGGAGCGGGAAAGACAUGGAAUCUUUGGCCGACUUUGGAACAACUGUUGCCGUCUCCGCCAUUUUCUCUGCGAAUACCUAUGUCGGAAUGAACACUCACUACUGGACCGUCAUAACAUGGGUUGUAGUCUUUGGGUCUAGCAUUGUCAUGCUGCUGUGGAUCAUAGUGUAUUCUUUCUUUUUCAGUUCCGACUUCAUCAAUGAGAUGCAGAUCUUGUUCGGUGGCGUACCUUUCUGGGCGACGGUUGUUUUUUCCACCGUUGUUGCCCUUGGUCCCCGUUUCGUGUGCAAAUUCUUCUCUUCUGCGUACCUUCCUUUGGAUAAAGAAAUUGUCCGUGAAAUGUGGGUCAAAGGCGAUCUCAAGGAUCAGCUUGGGAUCCGACAUCGGAAAGCCAAGAACCGCAGGGCUGACACACUAGAAGCGGCGCCUAUGUUUGGACAUGGUCGUAGCCAGUCGGAGAUGUCUCUUAGCAAUACCCCAUACGAGCCUGCACUGACUUCAAGUCCUGGCCCUAGCAAUCAGCUUCGACGAACAGAUCUAGGUACACCACCCCUCGAAGGCAAUCUUACUCCCCGUGGUUUCAAUCGGCGGAACGAAACACCAGCAUCAUACUAUUCCGUUUCUGAUAUCCCUCUGCCCUCGCCACUACCAUCACCCAAGUACCGUUAUACUGAUGGCUCGAUCACGAGCACACCGCCCAGCAGGAGAACAAGCGUUGCCACAACCCAUCGGGGCGCUCAUACCUCUAGUCCACCACCUCUAUCACCACCCACCAUCAAUGUUCCUGCCACCCACGGACGAUCAAUGCCGUACGAUGCUGGAGACGCCUAUGAAAUGGAUGUACGGAAUCCACCGUCUGUAUCAAGUCAUAGUCAUCACCAUAUCGACCGGUCACCAGCGAGUGAAGCGUCGUUUGCUACCGCAUAUGACGACUUCCACGCUUCGGAUGAGACUAUGGUAGGCAGCCCUCCUACAUCCUCUUCCGGCCAUCUCGCUCCUGGUCCACGAUCAGGUGAAGGAGGGUAUUAUUCUGGGCAGUACCUGCAGUCCCCUACGUUCCAGCUACAGCAACAAGAGCAACCAUCUGAUCCGGACUAUGAUGACCGACGUGCUAGUGCUAUAUCUUGGCAGGGUGGCCGAGCACUAUAGGAUUUCUUGCUAUAUGGCUAGAGGUACCUUCAGCAGGGUACUUACUCUAUACAUACUUACAUUAUCUCAUCUUGUGUCUUGUUCAUUUUUUCCCUCCCAUAGCAAUCCUUUCAUGUGAAAUUUGGACUUUUGUUAUAUACUCUAAUUACCUCUAACAAUGAUCAUGGUGCAACCACCUAGAAUAUUAUUAUUUCUAACUG